AUGUUGGAUCCAGUUUUCUCAAAAUAUUUGUUACGCAUUGGAAAUGGCGAUGAGAAAACUGAUUCAUUUGAUAGGGUUCAACUCCCAAGUGAGAUUAUGCUACCUUUUGAAGACCAUGAUAUAUCAUUAACAAAAUUGUUAAAUGUUAUUUUUCCCGAUGUUAAUCUUUACUUUAAAGAUGUUCAUAAAAUGGUCAACCGUGUUAUUUUAACUCCAAAAAAUAUUUAUGUUGAUCAAAUAAAUAAUAUGAUGAUAGACCGAUUUCCCGGUGAUGCUAACGUGUAUUAUAGUUUUGAUGAGCCCAUGGAUAAGACUGAAAACACAUUUGAAGAAGAUUUUUUUAACAAUUUGAUCCCAAAUGGAUUUCCACCUCAUGAAUUAGUGUUAAAACUGAAUUGUCCUGUGAUAUUGCUACGAAAUAUAAACUCUGCUGAAGGGUUAUGUAAUGGAAUAAGAUUAAUUUGUCGCCACUUUGAACGAAAUAUUAUUUGUGCUGAGAUUGCUGUUGGAGAAUAUUGUGGCAAAAGAAUUUUAUUACCACGCAUACAGUUUGUACCCUUAGAAAGCAAUAACAAUCCAUUUGCUUUCAAACGAGCGCAGUUCCCAAUUCGUCCUUGUUUUGCAAUGACAAUAAACAAAGCUCAAGCUCAAACAUUAGAUUUUAUUGGAUUAUAUCUUCUAGAACCAGUAUUUUCACACGGACAAUUAUAUGUUGCAUUAUCUAGAGUUAGAAAGACUUAA
Messenger RNA from Cannabis sativa, 741 nucleotides. RefSeq lists its product as uncharacterized. The coding region runs from base 1 to 741 and encodes 246 amino acids. The record is from RefSeq and is a predicted model, not a curated record. NCBI's taxonomy places the organism in Eukaryota, Viridiplantae, Streptophyta, Magnoliopsida, Rosales, Cannabaceae. The transcript has a single exon.